Molecule: messenger RNA, 384 nt
Organism: Linum tenue
Lineage: Eukaryota; Viridiplantae; Streptophyta; Magnoliopsida; Malpighiales; Linaceae
Source: the annotation of a GenBank genome assembly
AUGGGUUCUGCCAAGGCAGUGUUGUUGCUUCUGCAUCUCCUCCUCCUCGCCACUCUGUUUCUGAGCUCUGUUUCGUCCCCUUGCUCUCCACCACCGCUGCAGACACCACCGGCCGCCGGCAGCAGCAAGUGCCCCGAGGACGCCUUGAAGUUCGGGGUUUGUGGUAGCUGGUUGGGAUUGGUUUCCGAGGUUGUGGGGACGAAACCCAGCAAGGAUUGCUGCACGUUGAUCCAAGGGGUUGCGGAUCUCGAAGCCGCAUUGUGCCUGUGCUCUGCCAUGAAGGCCAACGUUCUAGGGUUGGUGAAGCUGGAAAUCCCCAUCGCCGUCACUCUGCUGGUCAAUGCCUGUGGAGGGAACAUCCCUCAAGGAUUCAAGUGCACUUGA